This is a messenger RNA of Ochotona princeps (American pika), 1653 nucleotides long. Its product is annotated as tyrosine-protein kinase ABL2-like. NCBI's taxonomy places the organism in Eukaryota, Metazoa, Chordata, Mammalia, Lagomorpha, Ochotonidae. The record is from RefSeq and is a predicted model, not a curated record. Gene Ontology annotation, biological process: protein phosphorylation. Gene Ontology annotation, molecular function: non-membrane spanning protein tyrosine kinase activity; ATP binding.
AUGGCGACCACCUUGGCCAGUACAGCAGCAGCCGCCACCAGCAGUUGCCGUGGUGACAGUGAACAAGAGGUAGCUGAGGAGCUUGGGAGAGCUGCCUCCUCGUCGUCUGUUGUUCCUUACCUACCCCGAUUGCCCAUCCUUCCUUCCAAGACGCGGACGCUGAAGAAACAGUUGGAGAACAAGGAGAAUAUCGAAGGGCCACCAGAUGCCACCGGGAAUCCGGCUUGCAGCUCGGCGCCAGGGUUCAUUCGAAGUGCACAGGCAUCCAGUGGGUCCCCAGCACUGCCUCGAAAGCACAGAGACAAAUCACCCAGCAGCCUCUUGGAAGAUGCCAAAGAGACAUGUUUCACCCGGGACAGGAAGGGACGUUUCUUCAGCUCCUUCAUGAGGAAGAGAAGUGCCCCGACACCCCCAAAACGCAGCAGCUCCUUCCGAGAAAUGGAGAAUCAGCCCCAAAAGAAAUAUGAACUCGCAGGGCUACCAGAGCAGGAUAGGAUGGCAACGACCCUUCCCAGGAACUGCCAGAGGACCAGACUCCAACUGGAAAGGACAGUGUCUACCUCUUCCCAGCCAGAACAGAAUGUGGACAGGGCCAGUGACAUGCUUGCCAAAAAGUCAGAGGAAGGGGCUGUGCCGCCCAGGGAGAGACCAAAAGCCAAACUCCUGCCCAGAGGAGUGACAGCGCUUCCUCUCCGAGCCCCCUCUGGCGAUCCAGCCAUUGCUGAGAAGGACUCUGCGGGGCUGGGGGCAGCUGGAGUGGCAGCUACUCCCAAGGGCAAGGAGAGGAAUGGUGGGGCCCACCUUGGGAUGACUGGAGUCCCAGAUGACGGAGAGCAGCCAGGCUGGUCUUCCCCAGCCAAGGUGGCAUCAGUCUUCCCAACCACUCACAACCACAAAGUGCCAGUCCUUAUCUCGCCCACUCUGAAACAUCCAGCUGACGUGCAGCUCAUUGGCACGGACUCUCAGGGGAACAAGUUCGAGCUCUUAUCUGAGCAUCAGGUCACGUCCUCUAGGGACAAGGACCGGCCCCGACGGGUAAAACCAAAGUGUAUCCCGCCCCCUCCACCGGUGAUGAGACUACUGCAGCAUCCGUCCCCAGGCUCAGAUCCUGCGGAAGAGCCGUCUGCCCCGAGUGCAGGUCAGCCCACACCAGAAACCCAGGAAGGAGGAAAAAAGGCAGCUCCAGGGCCAGUGCCCGUCAGUGGGAAAGCUGGGAGGCCUGCUGUGCCUCCACCUCAAGUGCCUCCACCCACAUCUUCCAUCUCACCAGCCACAUUGGCUAAUGGCACAGCAGGUACGAAAGUGGCUCUGAGGAAAACCAAGCAGGUGCCUGAGAAGAUCUCAGCAGACAAGAUCAGCAAAGAGGCCCUGCUGGAGUGUGCUGACCUGCUGGCCAGUGCGAUCACAGAGCCUGUGCCCAACAGCCAGCUGGUGGACACUGGGCACCAGCUGCUCGACUACUGCUCAGGCUACAUGGACUGCAUCCCUCAAACCCGCAACAAGUUUGCCUUCCGAGAGGCCGUGAGCAAACUGGAACUGAGCCUGCAGGAGCUGCAGGUGUCUUCAGCAGCUGCUGGCGUGGCUGGGGCAAACCCCGUCCGUACUAACUUAUUGUCAUGUGUACAGGAGGUCAGUGAUGUGGUGCAGAAGUAG